ACAGCGGAGAGGUAGGGACGUCUUAUUUUACAUAUCACUGACGAAGAGCUGGGAUUUUGAUGUUUAAGAUUCCUACUGUCAGGGCUUUUCACAGUGGAAUGCUACUUGAUACUUGAGGAACAGUUGACGUUAGUUGCACAACCAAAGUCAAAGGUACUACAUGUCUGCAAUGGCUUUUAAAGCAUUCACAAAAACACAGAUCUAUGAAAAACAUGAAGCUCCAAAAGAAAAGGACAAAUUUGGUAUCCAGUGCCUCGAGUGCUUUGAUCGAAAUCUGUAUAUUGGGACUAAAAAUGCGACAGUGCAGCACCUCAUCCUACCAAACAGCACCAUCGGAGACCUGAGUCCUGGCAAAACCAGAGAAGGUAGAGCGAGAAAACUCGGCUCAAGCAACGCAGUCGUCCAACUGAGAGCAGUCCCGUUGUUCAACCACUUGCUUGUCCUGUGGGACCGCAGCGUCACAGCCCUCAACAUGUUCUCCUUAGAGCCGGUUCCUGCUUUGAAAAAAAUCCAGCAGGUUUCUUUGUUUGAGGUGUGCGACUCAUUGCUCACAGCUCAGGCAGGAUGUGUGGAGAUGGUGACUUCCUCCAGCCGCAGGAGACUGAUCCACAUCUACGUGGUGGGAGUGGAUAAGUGGGAGGUUGUCAAGGAAGUGCCUCUACAUCAGGAUCCCGUGGCCUUGGCAGUAGAUGGCACCAGUCUGUGCGUAGCCACCUGCGACAGGUAUCUCCUCUGUGAUGUUGAAACUGGGAGCAAAGAGGAGCUUUUUCCUCACAAUCACAACAGGCAGCGUGUCAUUGUUACCUCAGCAGGACGAGGGGAAUUCCUCCUUAAUGGGCCUGAAUCUUUGGGCAUGUUCGUGAUGAAGACGGGGAUAUGCCAGCGCCCUCCCCUGCAGUGGCCUCAGGAGGUGCUGGCAGCCAGAGUAUGUUUCCCUUACAUUCUCACCCUGCAGCCCCAAGUGCUAUCUGUCUACAGCAUGUUAGAUCAGCAGUGCAAACAGACUGUGAGCCUCCAUGGAGCGAAGGGUCUGCUCUCCACGUCAGAUGGUGUGUUAGCGUUCACAGAGAGAGACAUUUUCAGCCUGCGUCUGGUGCCAGUCGAAGAGCAGAUCCAGGCGCUCGUAGGACAAGAGAGGGUCGAGGAGGCAUUGCUGCUGCUGGAUGGAGUUCAGAGCCGUUGUCCACUUGACUCAUACAAG
This is a messenger RNA of Paralichthys olivaceus (Japanese flounder), 1201 nucleotides long. The record is from RefSeq and is a predicted model, not a curated record. Lineage: Eukaryota; Metazoa; Chordata; Actinopteri; Pleuronectiformes; Paralichthyidae.